Lodderomyces margitis is the source of this 750-nucleotide messenger RNA. Its product is annotated as U2 snRNP complex subunit. Gene Ontology annotation, molecular function: RNA binding. Gene Ontology annotation, biological process: positive regulation of mRNA splicing, via spliceosome. The transcript has a single exon. The coding region runs from base 1 to 750 and encodes 249 amino acids. Gene Ontology annotation, cellular component: U12-type spliceosomal complex; nucleolus. NCBI's taxonomy places the organism in Eukaryota, Fungi, Ascomycota, Pichiomycetes, Serinales, Debaryomycetaceae. The record is from RefSeq and is a predicted model, not a curated record.
AUGUUAUCCAUAUUUCGAAAACUACCGGAUUCAGAGAGGAAUACUAAUGCUUCGUUGUACUUUGGAAAUAUCGACCCGCAAUGCCUGGAACUAUUGAUGUUCGAGUUGUUUGUUCAAUUUGGGCCCAUAAAAAAUAUCAACAUGCCUAAAGACCGAGUACUAAAAUCACACCAAGGCUAUGGGUUUGUUGAGUUUAAAAAUUCCCUAGAUGCAAAGUACGCGGAAGAUAUACUAAGAGGUGUAAGGCUCUAUGGGAAGUUGUUGAAGCUAAAGAAACUUGAUUCGAAACCACAAACGCCACAACUGCGUCAACAAGUAGGAACCUUUGUUAGCUCGAAGCUGGAAUUGUUGAGUGACAAAUACAUCGACGUGGGAGCCAGAGUAUUCAUAAAUAAUUUGAACCCAUUGAUUGAUGAAAAGUUUUUGAUGAAUACGUUUCUGAAAUUUGGCACAGUCAUAAAGCAGCCUGAAGUUAAACGCGAUCUCGAAGGGAACUCGAUGGGGUUUGGGUUUGUAACCUUUGGCGACUUUGAAACCAGCGACUUAGUAAUUGAAAAACUCAACAAUACCAUAUUAAUGAAUUCCAAAGUCAGUCUAGCAUAUGCAUUCAAGAAUGAGCUUGGUAAGAAUGGGAAAAAGAUACGACAUGGUGACGAGGCUGAGAGAAAGUUAGCGGCAAAUGCAAAGAAGAACAACUUGCUAAGAGUUAAGAGCAGUAAUAGAGUGAGUAAGAAAGGUAAUAGUAGGUGA